AGCAUAAAAUACAAAUUUUUAUCAUAAGAAAUAAGACCGUUAUAGGUUUAUGUUUUGUUGUUUUAUUCAAACCCGAUAUUUUGGAUCGGUAUCUGGUAUCAAAACGAUUAACAAUAGUAUACUUAUUAUAUUUAGUGUUUAAAAUUUAAAUUGGAUUGUAAAAAUAGUUAAAUAUAUUUUAGUACGGUAUUAAGAAUAAUUAAAAGUAAUUAAACACCAUAUCUUACGCGCUAUCUUAAAGUACCUGUAUACUAUCUAGAAGAUUUUAUAAAAAAAGAACGUUGUUUGAAACAAAAUGAUUGAAAGUUCUUCUCAAAAUAAUGAAUCAUCCAUUGAUACACCCCCAUCAACUAACGCAACUCGACCAAGUGUUACUUCUAUUGAUGUAAUGAAACAAGAGUUGUACGAGACUCAGUUACAGUUAAAAACAAAAAAUGCAUUUAUUAGUGAACUUCAACAUGAUAUGGAACAACUACUAGUUGUAGAAGAUGAAAAUUUUAAGUUAAAAGAAGCUGUUUUUAACAAAGAGUCUGAUCUUAAGCAAUGGACAAUUAAAUAUUCAAAUUUAGAAUUUAAACUUCAAGAACAACAAAAAGAUUAUCUGUCUCAAAUUGAUGUUUUAAAUAAAGAAUUGUCAAUAUUAAACAAAUUAAAAGAUACACCAAAAGAAGUAGUUCCUGUAGAUUUAAACGACAGCAUCAUUACAGAAUUAAAAACUGAGCUGUAUGAUAAAAAGGGAAAAAAUGAAGAGAUGCAAAGUGUCAUUAAAGAUCAAGAAGUAUUCAUUGUAGAGCUUGAUAGUUUAAAAGCAAAAGCUCUUGAAGACCUUGAGGAUGUAAAAACACAACUUGGUUUCAAAUGUGAUCAGUUAAAUGAAUGGAAAGAAAAAUACGAGGCAUUGCAAGAAGAAUGUGAUAUGUUACGUGCACAAGUAAACAAUAUGAAUACCAUGAACGAUCAUAAUAAAAGAGGAAAUUCAUUAUUCGCUGAAGUAGAUGAUAAAAGACAAGCAUUAACAACAGAAUUGGAAAUAAAAAAGGAAAAAUAUGAAACAUUAAAAAAAUGUUUGUCAAAAACCAACUAUGAAAACAAUCAAAUGAAGAUGGAAGUUAUGAGACUCGAAAAACAACUAUUAGAUUCUGAAAAAACGGAUGACUUAGAAAAAUCUACUCUGAUUCAAAGUUUUAAAAACCGUAUAAGUGAUUUAGAAGCAAAAAUAAGAGAUCUAGAAAAAAGACCAGAAACUCCACAAGUACUGCAAAUAGACAAUUUAAGCAAUGAAGGAAUGAACGUAGUUCUUCAAAUUGUGUCUGAUGUUCGAAAGGAGAAAAAAGCCCUCGAAGAAGAGAUGAACAGAAGAUCCGUAAGAGAUAUGGAAGCAAGACAACAAUGUUUUAAAGGAGAAUGUGAAAUCAGACAACUUAAGAAAGAAAUGAGAAGAGAUAAACUUCAAUUGAAAGAAUUAGAGCAACAAAUAACUAUGCUUAAAACUAAAAUUUCCAAUUCCAAGGAAAAUAAAAAUGAAGAAAAAAGCAAUAUUUCAAAAGGUGUACGUUUCCAUGAAAAUUGUAAGAUUGAAGAUGGCGGACCAGAUAUGAAGCAAACCAAAAAAGUUCCUCAACCUGCAGUCUUAAACACCAUUGUAUUUCCUAAACUAGAAGAGUUUUAAACUGUUUAAUAACCAUUACCUUAUUUUUGUUAUACAAAACUGUAUUUCCAACUUUAGUGUUAAAUUAAAUUUAAACAUUUAUUAUUUUAUAGAAUUUACACAUUUUUUAAAAAUCAAU
Adelges cooleyi (spruce gall adelgid) is the source of this 1787-nucleotide messenger RNA. RefSeq names its product protein Spindly (gene Spindly). NCBI's taxonomy places the organism in Eukaryota, Metazoa, Arthropoda, Insecta, Hemiptera, Adelgidae. The record is from RefSeq and is a predicted model, not a curated record. Bases 296 to 1669 code for a protein of 457 amino acids. The transcript has 10 exons.